This is a messenger RNA of Triticum aestivum (bread wheat), 1944 nucleotides long. RefSeq lists its product as uncharacterized. The transcript is spliced from 3 exons. Gene Ontology annotation, molecular function: protein binding. The coding region runs from base 369 to 1778 and encodes 469 amino acids. The record is from RefSeq and is a predicted model, not a curated record. Lineage: Eukaryota; Viridiplantae; Streptophyta; Magnoliopsida; Poales; Poaceae.
UUAUACGGGAGUAAUGAUGCACGAAAGGCCCUUCGCUGUAAAAGAAAAGCAAGUAGGUAUAGGUAUACAUACAGAUAUACUGUGACGGUAUCUUGCCUGCACGUGGGCCCGAGAGCGCGGCGAGACCCGCUUAUGCAUCCGGAUUUGUACUGUACCAGAAAGAUAUCGCGAAAUGAAAAGAAAAAGUGUGGGGAGCUCAGGAUUGGGAGCGGCGUGCUUCCACCCUACUCCGGCGGCGGUAGCCGCCGCGGCCACGCCAGACUGAUCUGAGGAGGCCGAGUCGCAGACUGAUCGGAGGAGGCCUAUUUAGCGCCGGUCGAUGAGCGAGGCGCCGAGAGCAACGCAUCCGAGCAAGCCAGAGGUGCGGGAUGGGGAGAAAGGCGCCUUCUUUUGCUCCGGCCGGACGGAAGCGUAAAGGUCCAUCGUUUCCCCUUCUCUCCCCCUGCAAACGCCGGAUUUCCCCCGCUCCGGCGCAGGUGACCGGCUGGGCAUCCCUCCCGGACGACAUAGUCCACCAAGUCGCCGCGCUGGUGCUGGAAUUCGACGUGGUGGACUACAUUGCCUUCCGCGCGGUCUGCUCGGGAUGGCGCGCCUGCGCGCCCAGCCCGCGAGACCCCACCCUGCGGAUACGAUCUCUCCGCCCGGUCGACUGGGUCGCGCUCUGCGACGGCGACGCCGUCCGCCCGGAUGACGCCUGCCAGAUAACCUUCUUCCAGAAGCGAACGGCCAGGUGCCUCCGCGUCCGCCUGCCCGAGCUCCAGCGCCACAGGAUCAUUGGCUUCACUGAUGGUCUUGUCAUCCUGCUGCACAAGCGAGCCACCACGAUCCGCGUGCUCCACCCCUUCACGCGGGUCGUGGUCGACUUCCCAUCCCUCGUCCCCGUCUACCAGAAGCUGAUCCGGAACCGCAACUGCGUGCUCCGCAUGAACGCUGCGGUUUGUAGCAGUGUGUCAUCCACCACUUCCAUUGCCGUCGUGGCUUGGUUCCCUUGGUCAUCUGUGGUGCUCAGUGCUGAUGCAGGCCACUCAAGCUGGGAGGUCAUUCACAAAGACAUGUAUCUUUCCAAUACCUUGCCCUUCCAAGGUCAGCUUUACGGUUUCCUGCAGACUUCAAGGCAGAUUGUGCAAGUCUACCCUCCAAAACCACUUGGUCCUGGCCCUGUCGUUGCUCAUGUUCCAAUUAAGUUUGGCAACCCAUUUUUCUGCAGCUUCUAUCUCGUGGAGUCCGAUGGCCACAUGCUACUUGUUGUCAAGUCUAUGAACUUGGUGGGCCGUGAUGUGGAGGAGUGGCGACGUUACGUCAUUGCGAUCUUCAAGGUUGAUGUAAGCCUCGGCCACUGGGAACUGAUCCCAGUAAGCAGUCUUGGCGACCGAGCAUUGUUUGUCUCCAUGGACAGGUGCCUGUCCGUGAAGGCGAAGAACCUUCCUUCCAUCAGCAGCAACUCAAUUUACCUCACUGUGCCACUCCCGGAUCCGGUUGUCGUGCAUUCCCUGAGCAGCCAGUCAUUUGAGCGGCCAACGACGUUGUGUCAGGUCCACGACGUGAAGGAGAAGAUUCGCCCGUCCGUCAGGCCCUUCACCAUCGCUGAUCAUCUUCUCACCUACUGCAAUCAUCGUGAAUGGGCAACUGGACUAAUGUUUCAUGAGUAUUACACUAUACCCAAGUCUUAUGAAGAGUUGUGGAAGAAAAUAAGAGCUCAGGAUUCUGAAGUGAGGAUUUCGCGCGUGCAAGAUUCAAUCAGGAAAGGGAAAAGGCGUGUCCAACUGAAGAAGGAAUAACUACACCGUAAUUUAGACUGCUCUUUGAAAAUGAGAAUAUUAUUUAACAAUAUUCUUAUUCCUAAUGCUUUCAAUGUAAUCAUGCAUCAACGCUGAUGAUGUAACUAAAAUCUGUUCUCACUUCGCGAUGAAGUGAGCUUAUAUAUGAACUGAAAAAUUACCAGCA